AUGCAACAAAUUAGUCAAUAUAUUCAAGCUGGUGUUGGUGAAGCAACUCGUCUUGCGGGUGUCGCUCAAACAGAAAUCACCAAAGCUGCCCAACAGAAUAAUGUUAAUUCACCAUUACCUUCAGAUUUCUCAAGUGAAGUUGAAAAGGCCACAAAAAUUUUAAGUGUCUUCACUGUUCAAGAUUUAGAGAAACCUGGCAACACUGUAUCAAAUAUAAUUCCUAGAGAUAUCAUCAAGAAAGCCAAAGGACUAGCGGUCUUCACCAUCUUUAAGGCCGGUAUGUUUUGGUCAGGUCAAGUUGGCUCAGGUGUGGUGAUUGCACGUCUAGAAGACUCUGACGAAUGGUCUCCUCCAUCAUGUAUCAGUAUUGGUGGACUCGGUUUCGGAAUGCAAAUGGGAGCCGAUGUUAGCGAUUUCGUAAUAAUCUUAAACACUCCUGAAGCAGUCAAAGCAUUUAGUCGAGGCGAGAAUGUCACACUUGGCGGAAACCUUUCUGUUACCGCAGGCCCUGUUGGAGUCGGAAAGUCGGUUUCCGGUACCAUAUUAGAAGGAGCGCCGACCGCUCUAUACUCCUAUAGCAAAAGCAAAGGAUUAUUUGCUGGCGUUUCUGUUAAUGGAACUAUUUUGAUUGAACGUAAGGAUGCCAAUAAAGCAUUCUACAAAAAAGACGUUACCGCGGAGCAAAUCUUGACCGGUCAAGUUGAAGUUCCCGAAGGUCAAAAUAUUAGCGAGUUAAUUGAAGUCAUCAAGAAAGCCGAGUCUGUUGAAAUUCCAGAAGAAACAGAAACAGAAACAGAAACUAGUGCCACUAUUGGAUAA
Messenger RNA from Ambispora leptoticha, 819 nucleotides. The record is from the annotation of a GenBank genome assembly. NCBI's taxonomy places the organism in Eukaryota, Fungi, Glomeromycota, Glomeromycetes, Archaeosporales, Ambisporaceae.